AAGAACUGGUAAGGGUCAUUCCUUGACUUGUGAACUCAGUUUGCUUUCGCUGAGCUACGAUCAUACAUCAUGAGGUUCACAGAUUCUAUUUUAGUACCUAGGCUAGCACAAAGAAUAGGAAGAACAUUAUUCAUAUUCUUACUUUUAAGUACUGAGAUAAUUGCGCAAAGUUUAUUCAGAUCUGGAAAAGAAUAUGUAUAUUCUUACAACGCCACGUCGAGCACUGGUGUGCUGGUGCCUUCCAACGCAGCUUCUUCAUGGAAUCUCAAUGGAAAACUCGUAAUUCAGGCGGAAGAUAACUAUGUCACAGUACAGUUGCAAUCAUUGAAGAUGAACAUGUAUAAUGGAGAUGUAAAAGAGGUAGUAGAAGGUAUCGAUAUCUAUGAUGACGCUUUAGAACUUUUGAAACCUUUUCGUUUAUCGUACAACAAAGGACUCAUCGAAAACUUUAGCACCGAAGCUGAACCUGCAUGGGCGACGAAUAUAAAACGGAGCAUAGCUGGAAUUUUACAAUUAGAUCUUUUUAAUCUGGAAAAGGAGAGCGCAUUUCAUUCUACCGAAAUAAAUCAUUAUGGAAAAUGUGAUAUUGAUUACGUUGUAAGCCCUGAAGGCGAAACUCAGCGUUUAAUAAUGAAAUCGUUAGAUCCUCGGAUAUGUAUUGGGCAUCCAAGUCGCAAUUGGUCGAACGUUCCUAAAGUACAAUGCACUGAUGAGGAUCAAAAUCCCAUCUUGAAAAGUAGCGAGAGAGUAUAUCGAUUAAAAACCGAUGGAUUCAUUCACGAAAUCAUCUCCGUUAAUGCAUCUGGAAGCAUCUACGUGCAACCUUUUCAAAGUAUGGGAGAGGCGCACUAUAAUUUGGUUCAACAAAAUAUUAAGUUAUCUUCAGUGAGGGAUACAGCAAAUAAGAUAGUUACGAAUAAUUUACAAACUACAGUCCUUCAACAUGAGUUACCAGAAGCGGAUCUCACACAGGGUAGAGGCACACCGGAUAAAAGUUUUAUUUUUAAAUCUAUAAGUCGUUUAUUAGAUCGUUUAAGCCACAGGCUCGAAAAUCCUGGUUUGGAUACCGAGAUUCAUAAUCUGCACAACACAACGAUAUCCGUGCUUCUCUAUUAUCUCGGUAUGUUAGAUCGCGUUGAUCUAGGAAAAGCCUACACUCGAAUCUCGGGAACUAGUUAUAAAGAGGAAACGAUACGAAACAUGUUUCUCGAAGCGCUGCCACAAGUUGGAAGUGAAGAAUCUGCGCUUUUUAUAUUGGAUCUUAUUCAGAGUAACAAAGUAUCCGACAUAUCUGCGAUUCAAUUACUUAUGCGGCUACCAUUUCACGUAAGAAAACUCGAUGUUCAACUGCUGGCCAGCCUCGAACCGCUUCUUACCCUCCCAAGGAAAAUCUCCACGAAGGUGCAAAAUACCGCGAUUCUGACCUACGGAACAUUAAUAUACAAAACUUGUCUAGUUUCUUGUCCGUAUGAAAUGUUAGAUGAUUACGUACGUCGGUACCUCAAUAAAUUUACAGAAACUAUCCAGUACGAGCAGAAGAUGGUCUGGUUGGAAGGUUUGGCAAAUAUACAGCUGGGUAGAGUUGUUGAGUUCUUAGAGCCUAUAGCUAGCGGCAAUAAUGCUGAAUCACGACAUUUUCGAGUACUAGCAGCUUGGGCCUCUAUUCCCACAGCACCAUUGAGGCCCGAUGUUAUUUAUCCUGUGUAUUGGCCAAUCUUGCUCAAUAGAACCGAGCAUUUGGAAAUGAGAGUCGCUGCGUUAACUUUGCUUAUUGUUUCUAGCCCUACAUCCAACAGAUUGAUAUCUCUAUAUUGGUACAUGCAAAACGAGCCCAGUCAACACUUGUACAAUUAUUUUUAUACGAUGCUGAAGUCUAUAGAACGCACCACGUACCCUUGUUAUAAGCGCAUAAGCAAAAUCGCAGCCCAAUUCAGCCGUGUACUCCGGGAACCAGAUAGAGAGUAUCUGGCUACAGGUAAUUACUUGGUUGAUUAUCAAGAUUCCUUAAGAGGAUUCGGCGCUAUGUUGCACGGCAUUGUCAUAGCCAACCCUUCUACAAAUAUUCCUGAAGUAAUAUACGUGACUUUAAAUAAUUAUGCUAGUGGAACGCACAUUAAUCAUGUAUCUUUAUAUAUCAAAGCAGAGGGUAUUUUCCACUCAUUAGCGACUUCUUUUGAAAAUCCGACGUAUAUAAAAGAUAUUUUGAAGGAAUUUAAAUUGGAUGAGCGCAAAAAAGGUCCUGUGCAUUUAGAAAUAAUUACACGUAUUCAAGAAAAAACAGUAUUGUGCGUUCACUGGAAUGAAACAAACAUAGUUGAGGGGUUGAAGUACUUGUCUUCUUUAUCGGAUAAUAUAUAUCAAACGUAUUAUAACAUGGAGUUUCACGUUAAUCAACAACGUAUAAAUGUGCCGUUAUCAUUAGAAUCAUUGCAAGUGACCGAUUUCGGUACCAAUGUUAGACUCGCAAUGACGGGAACGUCGUUGUUUUCAAUGAGAGGAAAUUUUACGCGUAAUUUUCCUGGACGAUAUAAUCAUAUUAUUUUGCGCACAUCUGUUCACGGCAUUGAAACAAUAGAAAAUUAUAAUCCGCUGGUUGAUUUGUGGCAUAGCGCUGAAAGAGUUCAGUCGCUACACGGAUAUCUUCCUAUUAACAUUACACUUGGAUUAGACGAACGGCCAUUUAUUUCAUACGACACCCUAGGAGACCGUCUUAAGAAAGGAAUUACAGUACACGCUAAAACGCUCACGAGCAUUAGAGGUGCCAAUGUUCGAUCAAAGUUGGAUCGAGUUUGUCGUUCAUGCUCUGUAUCGCACACAGUUGUAAAGUCGCCAUCUUCUAAUCUGCAGACGGUGAAUAUUCUUAACGUUGGACUUCCCGAAUUGGGUGAUCGACUACAAGUAAAGAUAUUUGAUUGCGAAAGCAUGAUAUCGCGUGAAACAUUAAUUAAUGACGUUUGGUCUUCUCAUCGAAGCAAUUAUCAUAGAAUGUGGCCAAGUAUAAAGUUUGCCUUAAUUGGACUGCAUUUCUUGGAUUACUUCACUUAUGUGCCACCAAAAGGUAGCUGCGGAUUAGCUGCUUAUAUCGAGGCACUCAAAUCUGGACCGUCUCAGACAAGAUUGGAAUACUUGAAAAGUGAAAAUCGUCAUAUUUUAUCUUUGACACAUCACGACCUACAAUCUUCGCAAAUUCUUCAUCAAUGGAAUAUAGCUGUAUUAUACGAAGCCACUAGCUGGUUGUCGGAUGUGAUUAAAUUUAAAGCGACCAAGAUUGUGCCUGGUGAACGCAUAUUUAAGUUUUGCGUAGAGGCCGAAAGACACGUGCCGUGGCAAUGGGAGAUUUUGAGUAACGAACCGAGUGAAUCCUCUCGUAUUAAAUUAAAUGUCGUUUGGGGGCUGUCUGAUAAUGCGAAAGGAAAAUGCAGCGGAUCCUCUAUAUCGUUGAACUUAAUUGGUGAAAUUAGCAGAGAGCAGCUCGAGGAAAGUAAAAGGACAAGUUGGCCUUACGGUGAAUGCAAAAAAGAAUCUGCGNGAAAGAAAAUCGUUCCUUAUACGAAUUCUUGUUACGAAGUAUCGAGAGAAUUAUCAACCUUGCGAAGAUAUAAAAUAUUUGUAAAAUAUGAAAACUUACCAGAGAGUUUGUCCAAGCUAGUCUGGAAAACGUAUGCCUUAUACGAUCUUAUCGGUGGAAAUAGCAGUAUCGCAAGAAAGUCUAAUGAACUCGCGAUAAUCGCGAUUUUUCCGAAAGAAUCAAAUGUUGGCGAACUGCAACUUAACGGGGACAAAAUUGCAAUUGAAUACAAUUCGUAUUACAUUGAUCUUUUCUUGACACGAACGAGAAUUCAUAAGUAUAUGGAAGCACCUUUAUUUAGGAUGUUUUCUAGCGCAUGUAUCAUAACGUCAGAUUCCAUAAAAUCGGCGUACAACACAGUUUACAAUUUCGUUGAAAAUAGUGAAGUGAUGUUACUCGGGCAAUGUUACGACGAAAAUCCUCGACUUGCAUUAACAGCAGUCAACGGUGUGUAUGGGAUCAACGUCAAUUUAACUGACGAAUCAGGAACUACACGGAUUAUAGCUGACAAGGAUAAAGGAAUCCUCUCUAAUGUUACAUCAUAUAUACAAUUGCAAUCUGAUUACACAUUUCAUACACUAGGGACUAAAAAGAUUAAAAUGGGCGACAAGGCAAUCGAUAUCUUGCUACCUAAUAUUUUUCUGUAUAUGCAUUGGACGAAGGAACAUGUUCUACUCUUUUUCCCUAAUCAUAUGUUAGAAUAUACUUGUGGAAUAUGCACACUCGAUCAUCCCAACGUCGACAGAUUGUAUGAAAAACUUUAAUUUACUCUGUAUAGAAAAUGUACAUACAUAUAUAAUGCAACAUGUUAAUGAUAUCGCUAAAUAAUAGUUUUACAUUCGUUUUUAAUAUACUUUUUAAUAUAUAUAUAUAUAAUAAAUAGUACAGUACAAAAAAGAUAUCUAUAUAAUUACAUAAUUAGAGCUCGGAUUUUCGGCCGUCGAAUCAAUCAGUCGAUUGAUACAUGGAAUGUCCUUAUUACGCAUCAAAUCAGUCCAGUUAUUAAUAAACUGAUUGCUAAUGAGCAAAUGCCGGAUGAUAUAAGCCGAACAUCUGAACGAUUUAUUACAUAAUCAUUUUAUUGUACUCAUAUUGUUUUUCUGUCAUAAAAUAUAAACUUUAGCAAAUAAUAAGCUUUAAACAUACUCUAUCUAGUUUAAAUGACUAAAUGAUUAAAGCUCUAGAUGUUAACUGAUUACUAGUCUUAAAUAUUGUUUACUGUUUAUUAAAAAAUAAUACUAAGAAUUUUACGUAACGGUUUAUAGAUAAAUAAUUUAGCUUCUUUAUUAACCAGUCUUAACCAUUAAAGAACUUAUACUAUGUGAAAUUGUAUAUGCAAGCACAUUACAUGCACGUUAUAUGUUACGUUAAUAAUUACAUCCGGCAUGUAAAUUGUGCCUUCUUUUGUAACACAGGUUUUGUUAUAAUGUACUUCAAAUGUUUAAAACUUCUAUUUAAUACAUGACAAGUAAUAUACAAA
Temnothorax curvispinosus is the source of this 5048-nucleotide messenger RNA. RefSeq lists its product as uncharacterized. Gene Ontology annotation, biological process: lipid transport. Lineage: Eukaryota; Metazoa; Arthropoda; Insecta; Hymenoptera; Formicidae. Gene Ontology annotation, molecular function: lipid carrier activity. Bases 70 to 4332 code for a protein of 1420 amino acids. The transcript is spliced from 23 exons. The record is from RefSeq and is a predicted model, not a curated record.